Phyllotreta striolata is the source of this 2214-nucleotide messenger RNA. The record is from the annotation of a GenBank genome assembly. Lineage: Eukaryota; Metazoa; Arthropoda; Insecta; Coleoptera; Chrysomelidae.
AUGAAAAAAUUGUGGCGACUAUACUUGAUGUUGUUGUUGCAACUUAUAAAAGAGACAGCUGGCUGCUCGCCGUAUUGUGUUUGUCUCUGGAAAAAUGGAAAGCAAACAGUAGAAUGCCGGAAGAAAAACCUCUCUGAAAUUCCGGACGGUCUGGAACCGGCCACGCAAGUUUUAGACUUCCCCGGCAACAAAUUGGAAAUUCUGCAUAAAGAUGUAUUCGUCAAGAAGCAGCUACUGAAUUUGCAGCGUUUGUAUCUUUCGCAUUCGAUGAUAAAAUCAAUUCACUCGGAUGCUUUUCAAGGAUUAACGAAUUUAGUAGAACUGGAUUUGUCGAAUAAUUUAUUAGAAGCAGUACCUAGCGAAACGUUAAUUCGCUGCCCCUCUCUAAUGAAGUUAACGUUAAAUUCGAAUCCCAUUUCAUCCCUUAAAAAGUCGGCGUUUGAACACUUAACGCAACUCAAUACCCUCGAGCUUAGCGACUGUACUAUAUCGGAUAUCGAGGAAGGUGCUUUUCAAGGACUUCACAGUCUGGAGUGGUUACACUUAGACGGUAAUCGCCUGAAAACAAUACCGGGCGGACGAACGCUACCCGAAUACGUGAAGGGCAUAGAGCUCGAGAAAAAUUCAUGGGAGUGCGACUGUCACAUUCAGGAGCUGGCUAUGUGGUUAAAAAAUUUCAAGCGACUAUUGUCGGUGGAGCCCGUUUGCCAAGGACCUCCUCGUCUCGCAGCCAAGACCAUCAGAUCAAUACCGUUGCCUGAGUUAGCCUGCCUUCCUAGCAUAUCGCCCACUUCUUUCUACUUGGAAAUUGGUGAAGGUAAAAACGUUUCGCUAGUGUGCCACGUACAGGCUGUACCAGAAGCCACGGUGUCCUGGUGGUUCCAGGGGCAAAUUCUACAGAACGACACGAUGAUAGCACCUGGUGUGCAUCUGUUGUACUUCGUCGAAGAAGGAACGGAGAAUAAAAAAAGCGAAUUAUUUAUAUAUAACGCUAAUGCGGAGGAUAAUGGUACGUUCGUUUGUAACGCCGAAAAUAUUGCAGGGGUGUCCCAAUCGAAUUUCACAAUAAAGAUCAUUUUGAAAGAGAAUCCGAUCGUCAUUAUUGUUUCGUUUCCAUUCGAAUACGUUCUAAUCGGCAUUGUUGGAAUAUCAAUAUUAGGAAUGUCUGUUAUAAUUGCACUAGUUGCGUUGAUUGUUAAAUGUAGAAUGCGAAGUAGAAGGAAGAAAAAUCCACCUCACAACGAUGAAUAUCAAAUUAACCAAAUUCCGCAUAAUGGAGGUGUAGCAGGAGAAGCAGUGAAAAAUUUAAACGAUUCCUUUAAGCAGCCGAUUGCUCAAGAGCGAAUAGAAAACCUAACGGCAUACGAAAUUUCUACGUGUCAGUUGCCGAAUAGCAAUUUAUCGCCCAGCAGAAACGAAAUUCAAAUUAGGAACUUGGAAACUCUGAAAGAGAUUCAACUCAAACAAAAUCCUGAUAUAAUUAACGGCUGUCGAAGAGAAGGUGACGGGCAAGAUCAUCAGAAUAUUGAAAACGAAUUUAUUCAACCGUUACAAUUGCCUCUAGCUAGAUUGAGGGAAAGCACCGAAUUUUUAGACGGCACCCUACGUUUUGUCGAUCCCGAAGGAUACCCGCUCGACUACGGUUUGCCGAAAUUGCCUUGCCGAACCCAGAAACAAUUUUCCGACGGAUAUUACAGAACGCUGCCGUCGAACAGGUUGAAGAGACACUCGGCCGCCAAUCCGUUCAGGCGAAUCUCCAGGGAGGCGGAAUUUCUCUCAAGAAGUGUUGAUUCGCAGUACGACAAUUCCGUUGACGUUAGAUACACCGCGGACGGAUAUCCAGCGAGACCGUCCUUUCCAACGGACACCAUCAGAGAAUCGACGCCUCCUUCAUCUUUGCCCUAUUGUUCGGUUCAGUGGCCGACGUGUGUCCCCGCGAACGUUCACGUUCUCGAUCCUAAUUUGAGCCUCUCUCUAAACUCGAACGUUACUUAUCAUCAGCAACCCCCUAAUUUAUCUAAACGUAGUGCUAGUGCUCAGACUGAUAAUAACAGUGACGAAUGUCCGGAUAAUAAAGGUCAACAAUUUUUGAGUGCGUCCAGGUCGAAUGUUAAUGACAGUGAAUCCGGUGAAAUUGCUCAAAAUGACUCCUUAAGUGAAGUGCUGACGGAGAGCCCAGACGAGGGAUAUGAAGGAGAACCAUCAGUUGUUUAA